Messenger RNA from Pelobates fuscus (common spadefoot toad), 3632 nucleotides. RefSeq names its product carboxypeptidase X, M14 family member 2 (gene CPXM2). The transcript is spliced from 15 exons. The record is from RefSeq and is a predicted model, not a curated record. Gene Ontology annotation, biological process: peptide metabolic process; protein processing. Gene Ontology annotation, molecular function: zinc ion binding; metallocarboxypeptidase activity. Lineage: Eukaryota; Metazoa; Chordata; Amphibia; Anura; Pelobatidae. The coding region runs from base 483 to 2765 and encodes 760 amino acids.
UACAUUUAUUCCCUGUUCUGUUUCACCUCUAAACAGCUGCCUCUCCAUUAAGUUCAGGACCAAGGCAGCAGCCCCUCUGUACACAGACUGCAACACCUCUCCUUUUAUACAGCAGCAGCAGACAAACAGAAACCUUCCACAACAGCCAACACAUCAUUUGAAAAGUCUGACGCGGACACUUUCCAGUGAAAACUCUCUCCUGGGGGCAGAGCUACAGCAAAAGCAAGCUCAGGCACUGAGGGAGAGGGUCUCAUUUGCAGACAAUUGAAAGUCCUCAGGAAGAUGCAAGGACUGUCUCCUAAAACUGACACAGGCUAUUUUUAUGCAGCUGGUGAUUAAUUCAUCCUGUAAUAAGGAACCUGAGAUCAGAGCUUUGUGCUUCUUAGCAGGGCCAUCUCUCUGGAGACAGCUUAAUAGGUAUUGUUUUAAACCUCUCCGGUUUGCCAAACCUUUUCUUUUUGUGUGGAUAAACAGAUCAAGAUAUGGUGAAGCCUUUUUACUGGUGGUGCUUGUUUAUGGGGGUCUCCUAUCUUCAUGGAUCUCUGGCAAGACCUCCAGAUGAGCAAGACUACUAUCACCAGGAGAUCUUAACAAGGGAUCACUAUUACUCUUACCCGGACCCUGAGGAGCUACAGACACCUCUGGAGCCAGAGCCAGAGUCUAAUAUACCCCUAGAGCCCAGAGGGGAGAAUAAUCGUGGGACACAGGGCGCAAGAGAUGAGAUAUACCCACUGCCCAAGAAGGAUAUCAAAUCCAAAAAGGUUAAUAAGAAGGAAGACAGAAGUCAACAGCAAACACAAGCCAAGAACGGUAGCAAGAAGACAGACAAAAACAAGAAGAGUUCUGAGAAGUAUGUUUUUGGAGCCAGCGAAGAACCGACUUUCCACGACGUCAGAGAAAGUUGUCCUCCUCUUGGUUUGGAGACUUUAAAAGUAACAGAUUUCCAGUUGCAUGCCUCGACUGUGAAGCGGUACGGAUUAGGAGCACACCGUGGCCGUCUAAAUAUUCAGGCGGGGGUGAACGAGAACGACCUGUAUGAUGGAGCAUGGUGUGCUGGGAGAACUGAUAUACACCAGUGGUUAGAGGUUGAUGCCCGGCGGCUAACUAAGUUCACGGGACUCAUUACUCAAGGGAGAAACUCACUCUGGCUGAGCGAUUGGGUGACGUCCUAUCGGGUGAUGGUGAGCAACGACAGCCACAGCUGGGUUAUGGCUAAAAACGAAACUGGAGAAGGGCUUUUUCAGGGAAACAACGAGAAAGAGAUUCCUGUUCUGAGUGAAUUUCUAGAACCUUUGAUUGGACGUUAUAUUCGGAUUAAUCCGCGGUCAUGGUAUGAAGAGGGGAGCAUCUGCAUGAGAGUUGAGAUACUGGGCUGCCCUUUACCAGACCCCAAUAAUUAUUAUCACAGACGCAAUGAGAUGACAACAUCGGACAAUCUCGACUUUAGACAUCACAACUACAAGGAGAUGAGACAGCUGAUGAAGGUAGUGAAUGAAAUGUGUCCCAACAUCACACGUGUAUACAACAUUGGACGGAGCCACCAAGGACUGAAGAUGUAUGCCAUGGAGAUGUCCGAUAACCCUGGGGAGCACGAAGUUGGAGAACCGGAAUUCCGAUACAUAGCUGGAACACAUGGAAAUGAAGUUUUAGGAAGAGAACUCAUUUUGCUCUUGAUGCAGUUCCUCUGUCAAGAGUAUUUAGCUGGGAACAAACGCAUCCGUAACCUAAUUACCCAUACACGUCUUCAUUUUGUUCCAAGUGUCAACCCAGAUGGUUACGAGAAGGCUGCUGAGUUGGGUUCGGAACUGGGAGGCUGGUCACUCGGACGUUGGACAGUUGAUGGGAUUGACAUAAACAACAACUUUCCAGAUUUAAAUAGCUUGCUAUGGGAAGCAGAAGAUCGACUCAGAAAUAUCCACAGGGCCCCCAAUCAUCACAUUCCAAUCCCGGAUUGGUACCAGUACCAGAAUGCUACCGUUUCCAUGGAAACUCGUGCCCUCAUCGCAUGGAUGGAGAAAAUUCCCUUUGUAUUGGGGGCAAACCUCCAAGGAGGAGAAUUGGUGGUGUCUUAUCCGUAUGAUAUGGUUCGUUCCCCAUGGAAGACGCAAGAAUACACAGCAACACCAGAUGACCAUGUUUUCCGUUGGUUGGCUUACUCUUAUGCUUCCACACACCGUCAUAUGACCGAUUCAAGCCGCCGACCCUGCCACUCUGAAGACUUCAACAAAGAAGAAGGAACUGUGAAUGGAGCCUCCUGGCAUACAGUGGCUGGAAGUAUUAACGAUUUCAGUUACCUGCACACCAACUGCUUUGAGAUCUCAAUUUACUUGGACUGUGACAAAUUCCCCCAUGAGAACGAGCUUGCUGAACAGUGGGAAAACAACAGGGAGUCUUUAAUUGUUUUUAUGGAACAGGUUCAUCGUGGAAUUCGAGGGCUUGUCAGGGAUGUACAUGGAAGAGGGAUUGCAAAUGCCAUUAUAUCUGUGGAAGGCAUUAAUCAUGAUAUACGGACAGCCAGUGAUGGAGAUUACUGGAGGCUGCUUAAUCCAGGAGAAUAUGCGGUGAUAGCCCGAGCUGAAGGUUUCACACCCUCCACUAAGAACUGUGCGGUGGGAUACGAAAUGGGAGCCACACGGUGUGACUUUACCCUCACCAAAUCCAACCUGGCUCGGAUCAGAGAGAUUAUGGAGAAGUUUGGCAAACAGCCAGUGAGCAUGGGUCUACGCCGUAGAAGAAUCCGCACCAGGCCAAGACAACAUACCUAGAACAUCUGAAAUUUUGAUUCUGGAAAACACCUUACUUUGUCAUAUCUAAAUUUAAAGCUCUUAUCUAAAUUAAGAUGUCUGAAUAGUAGAAUAUAAUCUACAUUGGGCUCUUCAUACUGUCAGUAAGGUUCUCUAGCUUUUUCCAAAAAAUAUAGUGACAUUAUGUGAACUUUCUUAAGUGAACAUACUCUAUGAAAGAACGUUUCAUAGCACAGAGCGGAUUAAUCAAUAAUACACGCCAUACUCGGCUUAGCUUAUCUGGACUUAGUUCCGGAAGAAAUUCCAGGAUAAGUAUGUAAUGAGAAUAUGCAUUCCUUAAAUAUUCUGUGCUUACAGACUUUGAAUGUAUAUAGUAUCUCUGGAACUACAUGUUAUUUUCAAGUCUUGUAUUAUAGGCAGCCAGGAAAGGCUGAUGAACCUAAAGUUUGCAAAAAGGGAAAAUGGAAAUGUCUGGUACUCCUAUGAAACGUAAUCAAACAAAAAUGAGAAUUGACUGAGCUGUACAGCCCUCGAAAGAGAAGUCAUUAAACCACAUUACGCUUAAAUCAGAAGACACUAUUCUGUGGUUACUAUAUUUGUCCUCAAAUAUAGUUCUUCAUAUGCUUUCUUUUAAUUGUCUACCCCAGUUAUUUUUUUAUUGCUCCAGCCAAGAAACUGUUCUUCAUUACUGUGCUAUGUAAUCACUUACAUUUUAUUGUUAUAAAAUGAUACAUCAGUCAUUUAAUCCCUCGACUGCUGGGAGAGAUCCCAUUAGUACAUUAGUCCAGUAUCGAUAUGCUAUUGGCCUAUCUCUAACUUUCUUUAAGAAUUUUUUUUUUUUAAAUCUGUUUUAAGAGAUAUUUUAGCAAUAAAUAAGUAGCAAAUGCC